This is a messenger RNA of Lotus japonicus, 5269 nucleotides long. Its product is annotated as putative ABC transporter C family member 15. Gene Ontology annotation, cellular component: vacuolar membrane; plant-type vacuole. The coding region runs from base 142 to 4485 and encodes 1447 amino acids. The transcript is spliced from 13 exons. Gene Ontology annotation, molecular function: ATP binding; ATP hydrolysis activity; ABC-type transporter activity. Gene Ontology annotation, biological process: transmembrane transport. NCBI's taxonomy places the organism in Eukaryota, Viridiplantae, Streptophyta, Magnoliopsida, Fabales, Fabaceae. The record is from RefSeq and is a predicted model, not a curated record.
GGACCUACAAGAACAUAACACUCGCCGCACACUCACUAGGAACACGCUCGCGUAAAUUCUUCUUUGCCUCGUUUCCUAAUUCCACAGAUUCUUCAUCUUCAUCAUCAUUGUUUUGUACAAAAACUUACCACUGACAUAACAAUGGCGGUUCUGGAUGUCCUUUUCGGAAUAGCCAAUGUCACAUUCUUCUACACAAUCUUAAUAUGGGUUUUGGUUGAUAGUUUGAGACAGAGCAAGCUUAACAACAACAUUGUAUAUUCCAAACAAUGGCCAACAUUUUUCACCACCGUAACUGUUCUCUUUAAUGUUGUUAUUUCCCUCUUGAACAUGGCUUUUGUGUUUCAUGAAUACACAACUCAGAAAACCAUAGGGUAUAACUCAUUUUCCUUAGCUCUAACAUGGGUUUUGGCCACAGUGGUUUCAUUUUACUCAAUGAGGACUACACUCAGGGAGAACAAUAAAAGGUUCCCUCUUGUUCUAAUUCUUUGGUGGUUUUUCACCACUCUGACAGAGAUUUUCUUAGUGUGUUUGGAGCUAGUGAGAAAUGUUGAAUCUGUUAAUUGGUGGGUUUUCUUGUCAGAGGAGAACAUAGUUGGUACUGUUUCUUUGCCUAUGUUGUUACUUCUCUGUUGCAAUGUGUUUUGUGGAAGGGAAAAAAGUGAUGUGGAAGAGCAAUUGCUUCAGAAAGAGGUGGAAUCUUCAAUGGAAAUGAAUGAACAAGAGGCUUUUACAGAGGCUAGUACAUGGAGCAAAGUAACUUUCAGAUGGCUGAACCCUAUAUUCCACAGGGGUAGGGUUCAAAAACUUGAGCUUGGUCACAUUCCUUCUGUUCCUCUUCCUGAGACAGCAGAAAGUGCUUGUUCUGUGUUGCAAGAAUCACUUCGCAAACAGAAACUUGAAGGGGCUUCAUUGACAAAAGCUAUUUUCCAUUCUGUGUGGAAGCCAUUGGCAUUUAAUGCAGUUUUAGCAGGUGUGAACACUAUUGCCUCUUAUAUUGGUCCAUUGUUGAUUUCAAGCUUUGUGAAUUUUUUACUGGAGAAUGAUGAUAGUUCAAGUAUCCAAUAUGGGAUGGUUCUAGCAUUCAUUUUCUUCCUCUCUAAGACGGUGGAGUCAUUGAGUCAAAGACAAUGGUACUUUGGGGCUCAACGAAUUGGAAUUCGGGUGCGUUCAGCUCUUAUGACUCUAGUUUAUAGCAAGUCUCUAUUGAUGAAAUGUGCUGGACCAACACAUGGCAAGAUCAUUAACUUGAUCAAUGUGGAUGUUGAAAGAAUUGGGGACUUUUGUUGGUACAUUCAUGGGAUUUGGUUGCUUCCAGUUCAGGUUAUUUUGGCCUUAGUCAUCUUGUACAUAAAUCUUGGUUCUACCGCUUCCUUUGCUGCAUUUGCUGUCACGAUUUUUGUCAUGGUGUGCAACACACCUUUGGCCAAUAAGCAAGAAAAUUUGCACUCUAAAAUCAUGGAAGCUAAGGACUCAAGAAUAAAAGUGACUUCUGAGACCAUGAAGAACAUCAGAAUCUUGAAAAUGCAUUCAUGGGAAUGUAGUUUCUUGCAGAAAAUCCUCCAACUUAGGGAUAAUGAGAGGAGGUGGUUGCAGAGAUACCUCUACACAUGCUCAGCAAUUGCUACUCUAUUCUGGGCAUCUCCAACUUUGGUUUCUGUUGUCACUUUUGGGGCUUGUAUCCUAGUGAAGACAGAGCUAACUGCUGCUAAAGUCCUCUCAGCGUUGGCCACAUUUCGUAUUUUACAAGAACCAAUCUACAACUUACCUGAGCUCAUUUCCAUGAUAACACAAACAAGAGUCUCGGUUGAUCGAAUCCAGGAAUUUGUGAAGGAAGAUGAUCAAAACCAAUUCAUGAAUAGGGAUCCUCCAAAAACUUCAGGAUUUGCUAUUGAAAUCAACCCAGGCGAAUAUUCAUGGGAGACAAAUAAUCAAACCUUCAAGAAACCGACCAUUCAGAUUAUAGAAAAAUUAAUGAUAAAGAAAGGAAAGAAGGUAGCAGUUUGUGGGUCGGUAGGAUCGGGCAAAUCAAGUUUGCUAUGUUGUAUGCUUGGGGAGGUUCCAUUAGUCUCUGGGGCCUUAACCAACAUCUAUGGGAGUAAAAGUUAUGUAGCCCAAAGUGCCUGGAUACAAUCUGGAACUAUAAGGAAGAAUAUAUUGUUUGGAAAGAAAAUGAAUAGAGACUUUUAUGAGAAUGUUUUGGAGUGUUGUGCUUUGCACCAGGAUAUCAACUUAUGGAGUGAUGGAGAUUUGACUCUGGUGGAGGAGAGGGGUAUAAACUUAAGUGGAGGGCAAAAACAGCGAAUUCAACUAGCAAGGGCAGUUUACAAUGAUUCAGACAUUUAUUUUCUUGAUGAUCCUUUUAGUGCGGUCGAUGCACAUACCGCGACUCAUUUGUUUAAGAAAUGUCUUUUGGAGCUAUUAUAUGAUAAAACAGUUGUGUAUGCUACCCAUCAGCUGGAAUUCUUGGAAGCUGCAGAUCUUAUUAUAGUAUUGAAAGAUGGGAAAAUAGUUGAGUCAGGAGGAUACAAUGAUCUCAUAGCACGCCCCAAUUGUGAACUUGUUCGACAAAUGGCUGCUCAUGAAGAAGCAGUAAACCAUAUAAAUCCAUGCCAAGAAGAUGAUUCUGUUGGCUCCAGACCCUGCCAAAAAAAUCAAAUUGAAGCUGUGGAAGAAAAUAUUCAAGAGACUAUCAUGGAUUGGAAGAGAACCAAAGAAGAGGAAGCAAUGACGGGUCGAGUGAAAUGGAGUGUUUACUCAACCUUUGUCACUUCCGCUUAUAGAGGAGCACUAGUGCCGAUCAUUCUCCUUUGUCAAGUUCUCUUUCAAGUAUUGCAAAUGGGAAGCAAUUAUUGGAUUUCUUGGGCAACAGAGGAGCGGGGCAGGGUGAGUAAUGGGGAGCUUAUGGGAACAUUUAUUCUUCUGUCUGGUGGCAGCUCCAUCUUCAUACUAGGAAGGACUGUUUUAAUGGCAACAGUUGCCGUCGAGACUGCUCAGCGUCUUUUUCAUGGAAUGAUCUCAUCACUUUUCAGGGCACCUGUGUCAUUUUUUGACGCCACACCUUCAAGCAGGAUUAUGAGCAGGUCAUCAACGGAUCAAAGUACUGUAGAUACUGACAUACCAUUCAGAUUAGCUGGACUAGUAUUUGCACUCAUCCAGUUAUUGAGUAUCAUCAUACUAAUGUCCCAAGCUGCAUGGCAAGUCAUUCUUCUCUUUUUUGUGGUUCUUGCUAUCUCCAUCUGGUAUCAGGCUUAUUAUAUCACUACAGCAAGGGAAUUAGCCAGGAUGGUAGGGAUUCGAAAGGCACCAAUCUUGCAUCACUUCUCUGAAUCAAUUGCUGGGGCUGCUACGAUCCGUUGUUUCAAUCAAGAGCAAAUAUUUUUAACCAAAAAAAUGGCUCUAAUUGAUGAUUAUUCUCGGGUAGCCUUUCACAAUUAUGCCACCAUGGAAUGGUUAUCAGUCCGAAUCAACUUUCUCUUCAAUUUGGUCUUCUAUUUUGUUCUUGUCAUCUUGGUCACUCUACCGAAGUCUGCCAUUGACCCCAGCUUGGCAGGGCUAGUUGCUACUUAUGGUUUGAACUUGAACGUGCUUCAGGCUUGGGUGAUUUGGAAUCUUUGCAAUGUUGAAAACAAAAUGAUAUCUGUUGAGAGAGUAUUGCAAUUCUCUAACAUACCAAGUGAAGCACCAUUAAUUAUUGAAGAUUGUAGGCCUGAACCAGAGUGGCCUGGGGAUGGAAAAAUUGAACUCCAUAACCUUCAUGUACAGUAUGAUCCUGCUGCUCCUAUGGUUCUCAAAGGUGUAACUUGCGUCUUCCCAGGACGAAAGAAAAUUGGAGUUGUAGGCAGGACAGGGAGUGGAAAAUCUACUCUGGUGCAAGCCCUAUUUCGAGUGGUGGAGCCUUUGGAAGGGUGCAUACUCAUUGAUGGUGUAGAUAUUUCCAAGAUUGGUCUGCAAGAUUUAAGAUCUAAGCUUGGCAUAAUUCCUCAGGAUCCGACCUUGUUUCUAGGUACCGUAAGGACGAACUUGGAUCCUCUGGAACAACAUACAGAUCAAGAACUUUGGGAGGUUCUAAGCAAAUGCCAUCUUGCCGAAAUAGUAAAGCAAGAUCCAAGGCUUCUUCAUGCACCAGUGGCUGAAAAUGGAGAAAAUUGGAGUGUCGGACAAAGACAGCUAGUUUGCCUUGCUAGGUUGCUACUGAAGAAAAGAAAAAUUUUGGUGCUUGAUGAGGCAACUGCAUCGAUAGACACUGCAACUGAUAAUUUAAUUCAGAAGACUAUCAGGGAAGAAACAAGCGGAUGCACUGUCAUUACUGUGGCACACAGAAUUCCUACAGUCAUUGAUAAUGAUUUGGUGUUGGUCCUUGAUGAAGGGACAAUUGCUGAGUAUGAUCAACCAUCUCAAUUGUUACUGAACAAUUCUUCUUCAUUCUCGAAGUUGGUUUCAGAAUUUGUGAGGAGAUCAUCCCAAAGUAACUGCCACAAAGGAUAACGAAUGAGAACAAACACAAUUCAUUAUUUCAAUGCUGAGGAGAAUGAUUUCUGACAAUGGAAAGCAGCUCAACAAGUCCUGAGACAUUUACAACCUAACGAUGAAAGUCAAUAUAUAUUGGGGCAUGUUAUGAUCCAGGUGUAACUCUUAAGCUGGCCAAGUUACACAUACCAAUGAAGGUUUUUAUGUGGCUGGCGGAGAGCAGUGUGUGGACGGGGUAUUUGUAAAAGACUCUUCGAUUUUAAGUUAGUGGAAGAACCAACAGAAUGAGACUAAGGUGAACAGUGAUAUGCUGUUGUUACUUUCUUUGUAUUUGCUGUCCAUCAUUAACCAAGACCUGGAUGCAGAUAUUACUUUUCACAGAGGCAUUUCUCCUGGUAUCAUCUGUUUAUGAUCAAUCUAGAAUGCAAGAAAUUUGAGGAAAUUCUAAUGAGCUGAUUUGUAACUGUGAGGAGCUGAUCUGUUCAAUUUGCAAAGGUUACUGAUUCAGAGAAUUCUCAGUGACUGAUCUGCUAUGCUCCAGAUUCAUGAGGCCCAUUCCAGAGCUAGUUGGAUAAGUUGGUAUCAAUAGAAGAAAACCUCUAAGAUGGAAUAUUAUGUUGUAGGUGGUAGGUGAAAUAAUAAAGUAUUAUGUCCAAUUUUGAGAAAAAGGUGAAAGUUACCUUGUUAGAGUUUUUCUAUGAAAUGUAUCAAACUUGCACCAGGCUAUUCAAUCUGAUUCUUUAUUGUGCCCAACUCAAACUCUGUUUAGUUGAUGCAGAGUUAAGGACCAAUUACUCUUUUC